AUGGAACAAUUAAGGAAAGCAUUUCAAAAACACGACACGUUGGGGGAUGGCAGAUGUGAUCCAUCUCAAUUCAGAAACGUUCUUUCAGCGUUUGGAGUAACCAAUGGAGUUAAUAAUGUUGUUAAACGGUUCACGUCCGAUGGACGAGUCGAUUACCGGGAGUUUUUAGAUUACUUUGAUAAAUCAAGGAAGGAGAAAGCCUCAUCUUCUCCCAAACAAACAACAAUAGCCUCGAAUCAACCAAACUCUAAUGUACUUUCUUCUCCCAGAUCUCUUACUAACACUCCGAACAAGAAAGAAAAUAAUCCAGGUCUGUUAGAGAUCAAACUCUUUAACUUCCGCAAGACCAUUGAGAAAGAGCUCAAAAAACUUGACCAACAAAACAGUGGCCUUGUUGCAAAAGACUCGUUUGUUCAUGUUCUUGGUAAAUGUGGAUUCGAUAACACAGAAGCAAUCAACACCAUAGUGGGAAGCGUUGGAUCAGGAGAACAUGUUAACUAUGAACUCUUCUUGUCUCUUAUUGGUCCAAACGAACAGCGUUCAGCAAUGAGCCUUCCACAACGAGGAAUUCGUGGCGACAGAAAGGUUUUUCACGAGCUCAAUGCAUCUUUUUACGAUCAGCUCAAGAACAAAGAUCCUCUUAGUUGCGGAUUAAUAGAAGAGAAUCAGUUUAAGAAAGUGAUUGUUUCCCAUUUUCCUUCUAACUACUUGCCAUCUCUUAAUGAAAGAAUUAAGGAAUGCACUUCAGGUGGUAAAGUAGACUACAAUCAAUUUGUCAUGAAGAUUUUAGAGGAUAAAAGGUUAGAAAAUUCAGAAUACUCUCCCCGAGGAAUUAAAACAUAUCCAUACAAAACGUCAGAAAUACUGGAUGCAGAAUUGAAUCCAGAUGCUAAACCGAAAUUUGAGGGGUCAUUAGCUACCUUUCCAAAGAGAGACAGUGUUGGAGAUAUUUUGUCAUUUACACCAGAGCAUACGAAUGAGGAGCGACCACUAAAAAGAUACGUCUCACCCACCUUCAAAUCAGAUUUUACUCUAAGUGUUGCAUCUCAAGAGAAUGAUUCUUCUAAAAUACUAACUACUCCUCUAAAGUCGCCAUUACUCCAGUUUUCGGAGUAUGAGAAAGAGGAAAAAAAGUAUGGGAAAAAAAUAUCACCACACAAAGAAUCGACCAUAGAACGAACUCCCUCUAAGAAACAUUUCCAAAAUACAGUCAUCAAUGCAUCUGAUGACAAUCCUCUCUGUAAUCCUAAAUCAGACAGCUCAUAUGCUCAGCUUCAAGAAAUGAAAAGAAAAAACCACGAACUACGAGAAGCCAUUAACAAAGUAAGAACAGAGCUUAAUCGAAACAAAAUCUUAAAGAAUCAAAUUAGCGAUACGCUUGACAAUUGUGGAGAAAUAUCCAGUUCAGAAAUGAAAAACAUGAUUCUUAAGGCUGGGAUUGGGUUGUCAGAAGAGCAAGUAAAUUAUGUUAUCAACAAAUGCGACCACAACAAGGACGGGUUUAUAGAUUAUUAUGACUAUAAUACUUUAACUGCAGGCGUUGGGGAAUCAGCAUUUGAAACCAAUUUACAAAAUAAUGGUUUACUUAAAGAAGAAGCAGUAGAAAGGUCUCAAAAACCCAAAAAACAGUUUCCUAAUGCACCAACAUUCAAACAUCAGAUUCAAGUUGGCUUUAGAAAAGAAAACACACCUCUUCCAAACCAGAAAUUGGCUGAUAUUUCUGCUGAGAAAACAUUACAGCCAAGCCAAGUGCAAACACAAGAUGUGGCUGAAGAUGACGAAAGAGCUGAAGUUGUACCAGAACCUAGUACCAUAAUUGAUGAGGCGCAACAGAUGGUUGAAGAUGGAACCUCAUUUACUCUUUCCGACACAACCUCAGAAGCUAAUACCUCUGUUGUACCAAGCUCGUCAAUAGCUUCUUCAAAACAGUUACAACACUCUACCAAAUCAAACUACAGAUUACUUGCCUUCCAUGUUGCCGACAAACUUAAAUCGUCGGCUCCUUCAAUGCAAAAAGCCUUUAAAAGCUUUUUACUUGACAAAGACGGCACAAUAUCUCAGAAAGAGUUUCUCAAUGGCCUAACGAAGAUGGGAAUAAGCAUCUCUCCAGAAGAAGUUGACUCUUUAAUGAAAAAUAUUACACAAGACAAAAAAUUGAAUUACACAAACUUUGCCAAGCUAAUUGAUAGUUCAUACUGGGGAUAUAGUAAACACCAAGAUUCGGUUGAUGAACCCUCUCCCAGACGUGUAAGUAAAGAGGAAGAAAUAAUCAAUAGAAGAAUUAGAUCAGAACUGGUUGACAGCACAGGAAUGAAUCCUGUUCAAAUAAGAGAAUCUCUUCGAUCGGUUGAUAAUGACAAACAGAUGUCGCUGCCUCCUGAAAGAUUCAAAAUCGCCUUAAAAUUAAUCAAUCCCUCAUUACCAGACUGGAUUGUGGACAGAGCUGUCAGAAAGAGUGCACUAGAUAAUGGUCGAUGUGAUUACAACAAAUUUUUAUGCGAUUUAGGAUUCAAACUACCAGACGACAAUAACGUUUUCACACAGCAAGUAGUUAAAAAACAAGAUGUAUUUAAUGUCGAGAACCAAAAGGAGUUGUUAGAUUUAGGUGCUUUAAAUAGAUCAUGCUAUGAUUUGGAUGAUUGCAGCACGUGCCAAACACCAAGAAAAGAUGAACAAACGCUUGAAAAGUCAAUGGGAAAGAAAAAAACUAUUCUCCUUAACAGCUCCAUUAGUAAUCUUCUUGAAAACGAAAAUACUGCAUCUCCAACAACCUUUACCCCUAAAGGAGUGAGAUAUUCAAGCACCCCACCUUCUCGAAAUCCUCUUUUUGGCGAAGAUAUUAGUUCUUCUGGAAUCAAAGUUGGAUAUUCCUCAAAACCAAAAGAAGAAUCAAUGUCUUCUAAAAAAGUAUUUGAGAAAGAAUACAAUCUAUCUUCGGGUAUUGGCACAUUUGUUAACGAACUACCUGAAGUCCAAAGCCCUAGGAAAAUGCUUAAUCUACAACUUAGUUCCACUUUCGAUUUGUCUGGACAACAACCCUCUACCCAGACAACGAAAAAGUCAGCUAAGAAAUUGUAUUCUCAAAAACAUAACACUGAGAUUUCUAUUGUGAGCAAGGAGCCACAAAGCCCAAGAGCAAAGCAAACUCAAAAACAAAAAAUCGACACUAAAGAGUUGUUGUUUUCCAAGAUGGAAGAACAUCAUAAAAGCGCAAAAGAUGCCUUUAGAAAAAUGGAUGCAUAUUCUAGGGGAAGUCUUUCAAUCGAAGAUGUUCAAAGAGUUUUUAAGGAUAUGAAUGUUCAUGUCUCAAAAGACGAGAUCAAAAAGGUGUUUAACAUUGAGGAUAAUAGAAAUGCUGAACCUAUCAACUUUACACAAUUUGCAGCUACAUUUAAACCUGCAGAGAAUGUUGCCAAAGAAGACCCACAUCCCCCUUCACCACGUGGUAAAGUUGCCAAACACAACCAAUCAAGUUUAGAUUAUUUGUUGAAAGGUGAGGGAAAAACUUUAACACAAGACGCGUCACGUGGUCGAUCAAACUCAGUGCCAAACAGAAGAGACAUGUUUAGAAGUCUAAGUGGAAAUAUUAUUUCAUGGCAGGAAUAA
This is a messenger RNA of Naegleria lovaniensis, 3606 nucleotides long. RefSeq lists its product as uncharacterized. The transcript is spliced from 5 exons. The coding region runs from base 1 to 3606 and encodes 1201 amino acids. Gene Ontology annotation, molecular function: calcium ion binding. Gene Ontology annotation, cellular component: nucleoplasm. The record is from RefSeq and is a predicted model, not a curated record. Lineage: Eukaryota; Heterolobosea; Eutetramitea; Acrasida; Naegleriidae.